Molecule: messenger RNA, 1462 nt
Organism: Suncus etruscus (white-toothed pygmy shrew)
Lineage: Eukaryota; Metazoa; Chordata; Mammalia; Eulipotyphla; Soricidae
Gene: RASL12
Product: RAS like family 12
Exons: 5
Coding region: 35-835 (266 amino acids)
Molecular function (GO): GTPase activity; GTP binding
Source: RefSeq, a predicted model, not a curated record
GGCCUUCUCCACUCCGGGCCCGCUUGCACUCGCCAUGUCCUCGGUGUUCGGGAAGCCCCGCGCGAUCAGCGGGCCGCACAGCGCGCCCCUCGACGUCCACUUGGCCGUCCUGGGGCGCCGCGGGGCGGGCAAGUCCGCUCUCACUGUGAAGUUCCUGACCAGGAGAUUUAUCAGUGAAUAUGACCCCAACUUGGAGGACACCUACAGUUCCGAAGAGAUAGUGGAUCACCAACCUGUCCAUCUGAGAGUUAUGGACACUGCAGACCCGGACAUCCCCCGGAACUGUGAGCGCUAUCUGAACUGGGCACACGCCUUCCUAGUCGUGUACAGCAUGGACAGCCGCCAGAGUUUCGAGGGCAGCAGCCGCUACUUGGAGCUGUUGGCUCUGCAUGCCAGGGACACGCAGCACGGCUACCCAAUCCUGCUCCUGGGCAACAAGCUGGACAUGGCCCAGUACAGGCAGGUCACAGAGACAGAGGGUGCCGCCUUGGCCAGCAGAUUCGGGUGCCUAUUCUUCGAGGUGUCUGCCUGCCUGGACUUUGAGCAUGUGCAGCAUGUCUUCCACGAGGCAGUGCGGGAGGCCAGGCGGGAACUGGAGAAGAUCCCCCGGCCCCGGCCCCUCUUUAUCUCCGAGGAGAGGGUCCCACCACACCAGGCCCCACUGGCUGCCCGCCAUGGCCUGGCUAGCUGCACCUUCAACACGCUUUCCACUGUGAGCCUGAAGGAGAUGCCGGCCGUGGCCCAGGCCAAACUGGUCACUGUAAAGUCUUCCCGGGCCCAGAGCAAGCGCAAGGCACCCACGCUAACCCUACUGAAAGGCUUCAAGAUCUUCUGAGGGCCCCUCCUUGGACCCCCACUGCGAACUUGGAAGUGCUGAGGGACAGCUCUGGCCUGCACCUUUGUAUCUGUUGCAGCACUAGCCCAUGUCUCUUCUCUAGCAUCAUGGACAGUCCCUUGACCGUAUCCCUGAUCCCAGGCUGAGUGGGACUUGUUUCCAUGGUAACCAGAAUAUUGCAGUCCUCCCUGCUAAGCCUCAAGCUGGAGGCAGUGACAGUGUCUGUCCAGGUGCCAUCAUGCCUUCCUGCCACACUGGAGCAGAUGUGGGCCCUUGUGGACUCGAGUGGACAGCUGAAUCCCACUGCAGUGGACUGAGAACAGUGGCAGAGGAAGUUCAUUAUGAAAGCCUAAUGCCACCUCAUGUACAGGUGCUUCCCUAAGGACCCCACAGUUGAUCCCAGUUAAAUCUAAAGAAGGGAGUUCAGGGAGUAGGGAGACCUACAGAGCAUGUGUGUUUCAGCCCUGAGUUCAUCCUGGCACUACAUGAUUCCCUGAGCAUGGCCCGAGGAGGGUCUUGUGAGUCUUCCACUGCAUUUUCAGGCCCUGAUAAAAAAGAUGUUGGGGGGCUGGAGAGAUAGCAUGGAGGUAAGGUGUUUGCCUUCCAUGCAGAAGGUCAGUGGUUUGA